AUGUCUUCACAGCCACGAACUUGGCUCAUCACGGGCACUUCCUCGGGGUUCGGCCUCGAGCUAGCCCGUAUCGCCAUCCGUCGUGGGGAUAGAGUUAUUGCGACAUCCCGUAACCCGGAGAGGAUCCCAAAGAUCGACUCGGAUCGGUUUCAUACCGCCCAGCUGGACCAGAAUCAGCCACUAAAGGAAGUCCAAGCCCGCAUGGACAAUAUCCUGGCUACGUUUGGCGGCCAAAUAGACAUCGUUGUCAAUAAUGCUGCCUACGUCCAGAAGGGCACCAUUGAAGAAUCCACACCGGAGGAAACUCUUCGACAAUUCCAGGCCAAUACCCUCGGGCCCAUGAAUGUUUACCGAGCUAUCCUUCCUCAGAUGCGUGAGAAACAAUCUGGGACGCUAGUUACCAUCGGCUCUAUGGCAGCCUGGUAUGCUAUGCCAAGCUGUAACCUCUAUAAUGCUUCGAAGGCUGCCACGAGGUGGCUUGCUCUCGGUUUGGCCGGCGAGAUUGAGCAAUUCGGAAUCCGUCAUUGCCUUGUUGAGCCAGGAUUUUUCCGUACUGGACUUCUUGAGCCUUCCGCCAAUGUCACAGACUCGACCUCCCGUAUACCUGGGUAUAAGGAAAUGAACACCACUGCGGAUCGCAACUUUGUUGCUUUUAAUGGUACUCAGCUCGGUAACCCGGUAAAAGGGGCAGAGGUUAUCUAUGAUGUGGUAACUUCUACAGGAUGUGCUCAAGGACGGGAGCUCCCUAGCUGGUUGCCUUUGGGCAGUGAUGCAUCUGUAGAGAUUGCUAAGAGCGCCAACCAGAUACUCGCAGACAUUGAGACUUGGAGGGAAAUCAGUGCCCUGAGUGAUUUUCCUGCAGGGGAGUAG
Molecule: messenger RNA, 870 nt
Organism: Nannizzia gypsea CBS 118893
Lineage: Eukaryota; Fungi; Ascomycota; Eurotiomycetes; Onygenales; Arthrodermataceae
Exons: 1
Coding region: 1-870 (289 amino acids)
Molecular function (GO): oxidoreductase activity
Source: RefSeq, a predicted model, not a curated record